AUGGAUCCCCGCCGUCUCCCCUUCCUCCUCUUCCUCCUGCUCGCCUUCGUCUCCGCCGUUGCCGCCUCUGACGAGAUCCACGGAUGCGGCGGCUUCGUCCAGGUGAGCUCUGGCUUGGCCAAGUCGAGGAAGGCGUCGGAUUCCAAGCUCGAUUACUCCGACAUCACGGUUGAGCUCUGCACUGUUGAUGGUUUGGUUAAAGAAAGCACACAGUGUGCUCCUAAUGGCUACUAUUUUAUCCCAGUCUAUGAUAAGGGUUCGUUCAUGGUCAGAGUUAAGGGGCCCAAGGGAUGGUCAUGGAAGCCCGAAACUGUUCCUGUCAUCGUUGAUCACAAUGGGUGCAAUGAAAAUGAGGAUAUAAAUUUCCAAUUCACUGGGUUUAUGAUAUCUGGUAAAGUAGUGGGAGCUGUUGGUGGUAAGAGCUGCUCAAAAGGGGGAGGACCUGCUGGUGUGAAAGUUGAGCUGAUGACAGAUUCUGAUGAGUUGAUUGCAUCUGCUUCGACGUCAUCAUCAGGAGAAUAUUCAUUUACAAACAUAAUUCCAGGGCGUUACAGAUUACGUGCUUCUCAUCCUGAUUAUGAAAUUGAGUUGAGGGGCUCACCAGAGGUUGACUUGCGAUUUGGAAAUGUCGUGGCAGAUGAUGUCUUCUUUGUAUCUGGAUAUGAUAUUUAUGGCACUGUGGUUGCACAGGGAAAUCCGAUAGUGGGAGUCCACCUAUAUUUGUAUUCAAAUGAUUUAACGGAGGUCCCUUGCCCACAAGGUUUCAGUGAUGCACCCAGGGAAGGUGCUCUUUGCCAUGCAAUAUCUGGUGCUGAUGGGAAGUUCACAUUUAGAUCACUACCUUGUGGUAGCUAUGAGCUGUUGCCAUACUACAAGGGGGAGAACACCGUCUUUGAUAUUUCACCAUCUUCACUUCCUGUUUCUGUUGAGCAUAGUCAUUUGACCAUUCCCCAAAAAUUCCAGGUUACUGGAUUUUCUGUUGGAGGGCGUGUUAUUGAUGGUUAUGGUGCUGGUGUGGAGAGUGCCAAUGUUGUAGUUGAUGGGCAGUUGAGAGCCAUAACAGAUAGUCUCGGAUACUACAGACUUGAUCAGGUUACAUCCAAGAAGUAUACUAUAACUGCUGAGAAGGAUCAUUAUAAGUUCAACCGUUUGGAGAAUUUUAUGAUUUUACCAAAUUUGGCCAGUAUUGAUGAUAUCAGAUCAGUUAGAUAUGAUGUAUGUGGUAUUGUUCGAACAGUUACUCCGAAUUCAAAAGCAAUGGUUACUUUAACACAUGGACCAGAAAAUGUAAAGCCACAGCGGAAAUUAGUGGGUGAAAAUGGACAAUUUUGCUUUGAGGUUCCUGCUGGUGAAUACCAGUUAUCUGCAUUACCUGUAGAUUCCGAACGUUCUUCUAGUCUUAUGUUUUCACCAGGAUCUAUUAGCAUCAAUGUAAAUAGCCCGUUGCUUGAUCUGGAAUUCUCUCAGUCACAAGUCAAUGUUCAUGGUAAAGUCUCAUGCAAAGAGCAAUGCAACCAGAACAUUCUGGUCUCGCUUGUUAGAUUGGCUGGCGGUGUUGAGCAGGAAAAGAAGACAGCUACAUUGGAGCAAGAUAAUGUCAGUUUUGUGUUCAAGAAAGUAUUUCCUGGAAAAUAUCGUGUAGAGGUGAAGAAUUCUUUACCCGAGGGCUCAGCUAAGGAUGAUUGGUGCUGGGACCAAAGUACCUUGAAUGUAGAUGUUGGUACUGAUGAUGUGAGAGACAUUGUGUUUGUACAAAAAGGCUACUGGAUUGAGCUAGUUUCAACUCAUGAUACUAAAGCUUAUAUUCAGCAGCCAGAUUCUUCUAGACUUGAUUUGUCGAUAAAGAAAGGAUCUCAAAGGAUUUGUGUUGAAACUUCAGGGCAACAUGAGAUUCAUUUAACUAAUCCUUGUAUUUCCUUUGGGAGUUCGUCUGUUUUGUUUGAUACAGCUAAUUCGGUGCCGAUUCAUAUCAGCGCAAAGAAGUAUCUUGUAAAAGGUGAAAUCCAUGUGGACAUGAGCUCCCUUCAGGAAAACAUUGAUUCCAAGGAUAUAGUCGUGGAUGUCUUGAAGAGUGAUGGCAGUUUCGUAGAAAAGAUAUCCACUUCACUUGUUCUUGGAAAGGAUAAUCAAAAUGACUUUACUGCCUUUGAGUACUCUAUUUGGGCUGACCUUGGGGAGGACUUCAUCUUUGUCCCCCAUGAUUCUAGCACUGGAAGGAACAAGGUCCUAUUUUAUCCAGCAAAACAGCAGUAUUCAGUGUCUACGGAUGGAUGCCAAGAUACCGUUCCUCUAAUCACUGCAAAAACUGGUCUAUACCUUGAAGGAUCAGUGUUACCUGCAACUUAUGAUGUUGACAUCAAGAUUCUAGCAGCUGGAAAGAGCAACUAUGCCCAUCUGAACAAAGGGGAUGUAGCAACAGAGACAAAGACAGAUUCUGAAGGAUCAUUUUUUGCAGGUCCUUUGUAUGAUGACAUAGCAUAUAAAGUUGAAGCUUCAAAGGAUGGUUACCAUCUCAAGCAAACUGGCCCAUACACCUUUUCUUGUCAGAAGCUUGGUCAGAUAUCAGUGCGGAUUUAUGGUGAAAAUUCAGAGCUUUUACCUUCAGUAUUAUUAUCUUUGAGUGGCGAGGAAGGGUACAGAAAUAACUCAAUUAGUAGUUCUGGUGGAACUUUCACCUUUGACAACUUAUUUCCUGGAAGUUUCUAUCUCCGACCACUUCUGAAGGAAUAUAAAUUCAAUCCGUCAGCAGUAGCUAUUGAUCUUAAUUCUGGAGAGUCUAGGGAGGCUGAAUUUCGUGCAACCAGAGUGGCUUACAGUGCCAUGGGUUCUGUAACACUAUUAACUGGCCACCCAAAGGAGGGUGUUUUUGUUGAAGCAAGAUCUGAAUCCACAGGUUUUUAUGAGGAAGCUACCACAGAUUCUUUUGGUAGAUUUCGUCUUAGAGGACUUGUGCCUGGAUCAACUUACUCUAUAAGAGUGGUUGCAAAAGAUAAUCUUCGGUUUGCAGCAGUUGAGCGCGCUUCACCUGAAUAUUUGUCGGUUAAUGUUGGUCGUGAAGACAUUACUGGUAUUGAUUUUGUGGUUUUUGAACGCCCGGAAGUAACAAUCUUGAGUGGUCAUGUGGAAGGAGAUGGCAUUGAUACGUUACAGCCACAUCUCUCUGUUGAAAUCAGAUCAGCAGCAGACCCGUAUAGAGUAGAAUCUGUACUUCCUGUUCCUCUUUCGAACUACUUUGAGGUGCGAGAUUUGCCCAGGGGCAAGCAUCUUGUUCAGCUUCGAUCUGGCCUUCCAUCACAUACACAUAGGUUUGAAUCAGAUUUAGUUGAAGUAGAUCUGGAAAAGGAACCCCAAAUCCAUGUUGGCCCCCUCAAAUAUAAAACUGAAGAGCGUCAUCAAAAGCAGGAACUGACCCCAGCACCAGUUUUUCCGCUUAUUGUUGGAGUUUCUGUGGUCGCACUGGUGAUCAGUAUGCCAAGGUUAAAUGACUUGUACCAGAGCGCUGUUGGGAUGACUUCUCUGGGUUCGGGGAUGGCACCAAUCAAAAAGGAGCCACACAAGAACAUAAUUAGAAAGAGAGUGUAA
Miscanthus lutarioriparius is the source of this 3582-nucleotide messenger RNA. The record is from the annotation of a GenBank genome assembly. Lineage: Eukaryota; Viridiplantae; Streptophyta; Magnoliopsida; Poales; Poaceae.